Messenger RNA from Gadus morhua (Atlantic cod), 841 nucleotides. Its product is annotated as gamma-crystallin M2. Gene Ontology annotation, biological process: visual perception; lens development in camera-type eye. Lineage: Eukaryota; Metazoa; Chordata; Actinopteri; Gadiformes; Gadidae. The transcript has 3 exons. Gene Ontology annotation, molecular function: structural constituent of eye lens. The coding region runs from base 125 to 652 and encodes 175 amino acids. The record is from RefSeq and is a predicted model, not a curated record.
CCCUUCCAAAAGAGAUUGGUUUUUAUCUGAUUGUGUUAUCUACCUGAAUAAGUAAAGGUUAAAUAAAAUUGGUUUAACCCAACCCCAAUUGGUUAAAAAAAAAGGCGGAGCAAUAUCAUUAAGAAUGGGGAAGAUCAUAUUCUUUGAGGACAGGAACUUCCAGGGUCAGUGCUAUGAGUGCAGCAGCGACUGCCCGGACCUGAGCUCCUUCUUCAGCCGCUGCGGCUCCAUCAGGGUGGAGGGCGGCUGCUGGGUGCUGUACGAACGGCCCAACUACGUGGGCUACCAGUACAUCCUGAGCCCAGGGGAGUACCCUGAUCAGCAGCAGUGGAUGAGCUUCAAUGACAACAUCAAGUCUUGUCGCUCCAUCAAAAAUGUUUAUGGAAAGUCCUGGAAGAUCAAGUUCUACGAUGAGCAGGACUUCGAAGGGCAAAGUGCAGAGUGGACCGAGGACUGCCCAUCGGUCUCAGAGGCGUUCAAGUUCAGCGACUUCCACUCCUGCGUGGUGACGGACGGCGCCUGGGCCCUGUACGAGCAGCCAAACUUCAAGGGGCAACAGUACUUCCUGGAUCGUGGCGAGUACCACAACUACACCGACUGGGGCGCGCCUUCCCCUGGGGUGGGCUCCUUCCGCAGGAUCACAGAGUUCUAGAAUCCACCAUGGAGGAAUUCCGUGAUGGAACGAAUGAAAACCAUCUCUUGGUUUUGAGAGCCUUAGAUCAUCAUCUCAAGUUUUAAAACCUCUCUCUCCUUCCACUCCUUUUCCAUUCCAAACUUUCUUCCAGAGUCCACUCUUAAGUGUGUAUGCACAUUGACAUUAAAAGCCUCCAAUCUGCAAAGA